Danio rerio (zebrafish) is the source of this 1618-nucleotide messenger RNA. NCBI's taxonomy places the organism in Eukaryota, Metazoa, Chordata, Actinopteri, Cypriniformes, Danionidae. The record is from RefSeq.
GCGGACAGAGGAUCAACGACUCAAGAUGAGCGCUCGACUGCAGAUUCCAGCGGCUGUCCUGCAGAUCUGAGUAAAAACACUAUGGAGAGCGCAGCGCAAGCUCAGACUAACGGUGUGGACGCACAGAAACCCAGUGCAGGUGCAGCAUCAGGUGCGGUCGGAGGUGUGCAGGCGCUGCUCCCACAGCUGAACUUGACUCCAGCGCAGCUGUUGCAGACGCAGCUCCUGGCCGCGGUGCAGCAGUCGGCAGGCCAGCAGAGCAGCACCACUGGAGCCAGUAUCUCCGCCUCCGCAGCCACGCCCAUCACCCUGUCACAGCCCAUUCAGAUCGCCUCUCCGCAGGGUCUGAAUCUGCCGCAGUUUGUGUUGGUGCAGCCGGGUCACUCCAUCAGUACGCAGAUUCAGCCGCAGUUCAUCCUGUCUCCGUCUGCUCAGGGUCCGACCGGUCUGCUGCAGCCGCAGAGUCUGCUGACGUCUCUACCUCAAAGCCAGACUACACAGACCAGCAUCGCCCUCACUACACAGCUGCAGCAGAGCCAGAAGCCGUCCUCGGAGGAGAUCACACUGAUUGCGGAUCAGCUCAGCAUGGAGAAGGAGGUGGUGCGUGUGUGGCUCUGCAACCGCCGGCAGAAGGAGAAGCGGAUCUAUCCACCCAGCAGCAGCGCAGCGUCUCCUGCAUCCGCCAUCAAGACCAUCUACAGCACACAGACUGCAGCGGUGUCCAGCGGCUCGAACACACUGACGGUGAAUCCUGUGGUUCCUCUGAGCUCCAGCGGCCUCUCGAACCUCACGCUCAGCGGGGGUGCUCUGGGUCAUGUGACCUCCAACACGCCCUCAGUCAUCUCCAUGGCGCCCGCCAUCGCCACGCCUGCACCUGCUGUGACCUCGCAGACCCCGAGCUCCUCCGCCUCCGCUGGUAAACAGGAAAUACGCGCUGCCACUUCCUCUGCUGCCACACUCACACAGGGGGCGGGGCCGUUGCUGGUGACGGGCGCAGGACUGGGUGGAGCCAAUCUGACUACAUUCGCUACGGGUUUGAACCCCACCAUCAUCACACCGUCACAGCUGGCACAAGGGGGGGCGCUGCUGAGCCUGGCUCCUGCUCUGGGAAACACACUGAGUCCUGCGCUGAUGAACAAUAACGCUCUGGCCACUAUUCAGGCUCUUGCGUCAGGCGGUGCUUUCCCCCUGACGUCUAUUGAUGGGAACACCAGCCUGCUCUUCGCCAACACCAGCGCAGCAAACUCCACCCCCAGCCUGGUGACCACGCCCUUUUUCCUUAAUCCAUCCGGCCUUUCUUUGCUGCCGGCCAAUUUCCUGUCAGCAGGCGGGGCUGGAGGCGGAGCUCUCAACCUGCACCUGACCAGUGAUGUGCAGCAGAAUCUUGUUGCCACAACGACUAAGGGCGUGGCCCUGGCCUCGAAGGCUCAGUGAGCGUGUGCGGCUCCGCCCCCAAUCCUGUUGCUGUUACCAAAAACACUGUGAGCGCAGGGCUGACGCCGCCGCCGCCGGGCUGGACUCUCAGACUAACACCUGAAUUAACCAAAUACCAGACUCUUUUCCAGCGCCGCUGAUCUUUACCAGAGAAUAUUUGACCUAACAGAGUUUAUAUUGACUU